Quercus robur (English oak) is the source of this 1083-nucleotide messenger RNA. Its product is annotated as cytochrome c oxidase subunit 5b-1, mitochondrial-like. The transcript is spliced from 6 exons. The coding region runs from base 306 to 809 and encodes 167 amino acids. Gene Ontology annotation, cellular component: mitochondrial envelope. The record is from RefSeq and is a predicted model, not a curated record. Gene Ontology annotation, biological process: mitochondrial electron transport, cytochrome c to oxygen. Lineage: Eukaryota; Viridiplantae; Streptophyta; Magnoliopsida; Fagales; Fagaceae.
GCCUCCACUCGCACGUGCAAACUAAGCAGUCUCACGUGCGAAAGAGUCAAUAAUCCAAUAAUCCACUCACACACACACACAAACAAACCACUCUUCCGCACAGUAGUAGACAAGUCGCCCCACACAACACUCCCCUUGAUCCUAAUUUUACCACCAUAUUUUUUUCUCAUUCAUUCUUAACUCGGCAGCCAAAUACCAAUUCAAAGCCGGAAAAACAGAAAGAGCUCGUCUCAUAACAACAAAAGGAAGGGCGUGACCUGAGAUCUCAAUUUCACUCUCUCUCAUACACACUCACAGCAGUCACUAUGUGGCGGAGACUCCUCUCUUCCAAUCUCAAAACCCUAGCCGCCGCCACCGCCGCCGCCCCCACCCGAUCCACCUCCAUACACACCGGAUCCCUCAUUUCCCCUUCCGCCUCCGCUUCUCUCUUCAACCUCCGCCAUUUCACCGCUGAUUCCACUGAUGGUGCGGUGAAGAAGAGAGUUGAAGAUGUAAUGCCCAUUGCCACUGGACACGAGCGUGAGGAGCUUGAAGCCGAGCUUCAGGGAAAGAGAGUUCUUGAUAUUGACUAUCCAGUCGGUCCUUUCGGCACUAAGGAAGAACCUGCAAUUAUUAAGUCCUACUAUGACAAGAGAAUAGUUGGAUGCCCUGGUGGUGAAGGCGAGGAUGAACAUGAUGUUGUCUGGUUUUGGCUGGAGAAAGGCAAGCCACAUGAAUGUCCAGUGUGUACACAGUACUUUGAGCUGGAAGUGGUGGGACCUGGAGGACCUCCAGAUGGACACGGCGAUGAUGAUCAUCAUCAUCACUAAAUGCAGCCUUCAAUUUUUCAUGCUGGAAUAAAAUUCAGGGAGAUGAUAAGACAAUUUCCAGUAUACACCACAGCUUUCAGAAUUCAAAAGCUUUGUGUUCUGUUUGUUUUUGAUUGGUCCUUAGUUUUUGUGGAUGUUGCUUUCGCAACGUUUGAGAUAGAAUCCUUAACUGUGAUUAUAUAGACACAGGCUGGGUCAUCUGUUGGAACUAUGGAUGUUGUUAGGAUUUCUUAUAUGCAUUGCCAAAUAAUUGAUGCUACCACAUUCUUUUCCU